UUCUCAGUCGACUAGCUACAUCAUAUCUCUUCCUUGUUCUUCUUCAUUUACAGCUUUUCUUCUACUCUGAAUUCCAUCGCCAUUUUUCCUAUCCUUAUAUUUCUUCAUGUUCUUCGCAUAACUUCUUUGUUCUUCUGGAGUUUAUGGUUCUACUAGUUUUGAUUCGGAAUUUGGACUGAACGGACUGGUUUUUUGGAGUUUAAUCUCUAAAUCUAUGUUUUUCGAGCUUCUCUGUUUUUUCUUCUGUUUAUUGUUUUCGGUGUAAUUUGUUCUUCCAUCCGUUGUCUCCAUAUUCGUAGCAGGGCGAUUGAUCGGGUUUGUUUGGUUUCUGCGUAACCAGGAGUUGUUUGAUGUUAGGAAUGAAGUUGUUGUUCAUAGUUUUGUUGGCUUGUUCUUCUCCACUUUCGCAAUCGAGGAAUUAGUUGUUCUUUUGUUGCUCUUGUACGGACGUUAUAUCUUUUCGUUUCUCUGAAGUCUACUGCGGCGAAUCUGAUUCCCGUUGUUUUCCUAGGCUUGAAGCCCUAGACAUUGGUUCAGUGGCUGGUUGCUCAAUUUUAGGGUUUUGAAGCAUUUGACCUUGAUAUUUUGGUUUAGAGUCAUUUACUCCUGACUUGAAUAAGGAUAUUUAACCGUGGAAGUGGAACUAAAUCAGUUUCAUAUCAAGCAUGCAAACCGUCGAUUAUUUGGCUAUUUAGGGGUUGUUGAUUCGGAUUGUUGAAGAGUACAGAGGAUUUCUUGGAUACUGUAAAUUGAACAGCAAUCAAAUUCUUGAAGACAGAGGUGUUUGUCUCCGUUAAAGCAGAGGAAGACAAAAGUAUCCAUGGGUGCUGCAGGCAUACAAUUACAAUUAAUUAUCGCUUGCAUCUGUUCUUGAUCAUACCCUUGAAUUUGCAAUUGGAAUUUGGAAUCGUGCUAUAUUAUCAUCCUGUUCACCAUUUUUGGUUUGGGUAAUUCUGGGAAUUUUAACAUGAACACUGGUGGUGGUCUCUGUUCUAACAACAUGAAUUCAGCUGUUUAUGAAUCAACUGUGACUCCUGAUCAACACUCUUCAGCAAAUGUCCAAUUAAAGGAAUUUGCACCCAAGGCAAGGAAACCUUACACGAUCACAAAACAAAGAGAAAGAUGGAAAGACGAAGAACAUGAUAAGUUCAUAGAAGCUCUGAAGCUUUAUGGCCGUGAUUGGCGACAAAUAGAAGAGCAUGUGGGUACCAAGACUGCAGUUCAGAUUCGUAGCCAUGCUCAGAAGUUCUUCUCCAAGGUCACGCGUAAUUCAAAUGGAUGUAGCACAAACUUAGUAGGAUGCAUUGAGAUUCCUCCGCCACGUCCGAAACGAAAGCCAGCGCAUCCAUAUCCCCGUAAAGAAGUAGCUCAUUCUCAUAAGCUAUCCUCCAUUUCAGAACAGACAAGUUCUUUAUCUCCACAGCUUUCAGAAAAAGAAUGCCAGUCUCCAACAUCAACAGUCGUAGCAGCAACGAGUGGUUCAGAUACGCUAAUGUUCGCCAAUUCAAGGAUUCAUCAUGAUAGUGCAUCUCCAGAUUCAUCUGUUCCAUCUUCAUUGGACAAUGAGUCUCCAACAGCAGCAGCCCCAGUACCAGAAAAUUCAACUCUCCAUGAGAAAACUUCAAAGAACCUGGAGUUAUUUACAAAGGAUGAUAUGCACGAAAAAGAUGACUCUACAAAAGAACCAUCACUCCAAAGUCUUAAGCUCUUUGGAAGAACUGUAUUAAUAUCAGAUCCCCACAAGCAAACUCCAACCAUAGAGACCUGUUCAUCCAAGGCCGACUCUAAACCAGGGGAAAACCAAAAACAAAUAUCACCAAGGAAAUCUCCUACAGGAAAUCCAGAGAGCACUUGGAAUCAUGGAGCUUUCUACUUCAUACAACUCAAUAACGUCGACUCGAAUCAAGGCUCAGGUUCUACAGUCCCAGUAUCAUGGUGGAGUUCUUAUGGCAGUUAUCCACUAUCUUUUGUACACUGUUUUAAUCAAGCACAUUCGAAUCCAAGUCGAGAAGUCGAUGAUAGGGAAGCCCACAAGGAUCAAUCAUGGUGCGGGUCGAACACGGGAUCAUUAAACAGUGGGGAAAAUGAUAUCCAAAGCAGCAGCAGCAGAGUAUUUCAAAAUAGAGAUGAGAUGAUUGGAAAAGCAUUGUCUUGUGAAUUAAUAAGUAGCCAUGAAAAGAACACCAAAGGGUUUGUGCCAUACAAAAGAUGCAUGACAGAGAGAGCUACACAGUCCCAUACAGUCACAGAUACAGAGAGGGAGGAGAAGAGGAUUAGGCUUUGCUUGUAGAUUCAAACUAAAUUUUGUACAGCCAUUGAGGAGAAGCAGAAGAGGCUUGGUGAUAUAAUCCCAACUUACCUGGCCUUGGCAUGUUAAAAUUUUGUUUAAUUUUUUUUUUAACAAUGCCCUUUUUUAUAAUUUUUUUUCCUUUGUUCAUAUUAUACAUAAUUAUAUUCCUUCUUGUUUUAUCGAAAUAAUUUUGUCAAUUUUUGUAAUUUUUGUAACCGUAAAUU
Messenger RNA from Cucurbita moschata (crookneck pumpkin), 2514 nucleotides. RefSeq names its product protein REVEILLE 1-like. The transcript is spliced from 7 exons. Gene Ontology annotation, molecular function: DNA binding. The record is from RefSeq and is a predicted model, not a curated record. Lineage: Eukaryota; Viridiplantae; Streptophyta; Magnoliopsida; Cucurbitales; Cucurbitaceae. Bases 968 to 2290 code for a protein of 440 amino acids.